UUUGGUUCGAAUGCAUUGGGAAAGUAUGAGAGCGACUUUGCAUCUCGAGGACGGGUCCACUUUUGUGGGCUCCAUUUAUGGAGCAACCAAAAGUGUAGUUGGAGAAAUUGUUUUUCAAACCGGAAUGGUUGGUUAUGUGGAAUCUCUUACCGAUCCAUCAUACGCCAAGCAGCUUCUCACACUUACAUAUCCACUUAUUGGAAAUUACGGAGUUCCAUCUGCAGAGAUUCUGGAUCAGUUCAAGCUACCAGCUGAAUUUGAGUCUGACAGGAUCUGGCCAGCAGCUCUCAUUGUUGAGAAAAUUUGUGUCGAUGGAGAACACAGUCAUUGGCAAGCAGUUCAGUCGUUAUCAGAAUGGCUCAGAAAAGCUGAUGUUCCAUGUCUUUCCGGAAUUGAUGUUCGCCAAUUGGUGAAGAAAAUCAGAGAGACUGGAACAAUGAAGGCGAAGCUUGUGAUCGAAUCAGACAAUGCACAAAACUUCGACUACGUUGACGUCAAUGCUGAAAAUUUGGUUGACUUCGUGUCGAGAAAAGAGCCAGUUGUCUAUGGAUCCGGUGAUCAAACCAUUCUCGCAGUUGAUUGUGGUCUCAAGAAUAAUCAAAUUAGAUGUCUCGCAAAACGAGGAUUUCGUGUCAAAGUGGUUCCUUGGAAUCAUCCAAUUGAUACUGAAAGUGAUUAUGAUGGACUUUUCCUUUCCAACGGACCAGGAGAUCCAGAAAUUUGUGCACCACUGGUCGAUCGAUUAGCCAAAGUUAUUGCAAGAGGAGACAAACCAAUUUUUGGAAUUUGUCUCGGACACCAAAUUUUGUCUAGAGCUAUCGGAGCGAAAACCUACAAAUUGAAAUACGGUAACCGUGGUCACAAUCAGCCAUGCACUCAUUAUGCUACUGGCCGUUGCUACAUCACUUCUCAAAAUCAUGGAUACGCAGUUGAUCCAGAUUCACUUCCAGCUGAUUGGAAGGCACUUUUCACGAAUGAGAAUGACAAGACCAACGAAGGAAUUGUGCACUCGUCUAAACCAUUUUUCAGUGUUCAAUUCCAUCCAGAACACACUGCCGGGCCAACUGAUUGCGAGUUUUUGUUCGAUGUUUUUGCUGAUUCUGUGAGACAAGCAAAGAGUGGCACAUUCAUGAAUGUCGAUCAAGAGCUCACUCGUCUUAUGACUUUCACUCCCAUCUAUCAUGCCAAAGAACAGAGAAAAGUUCUCGUUCUCGGAUCAGGCGGUCUCACUAUUGGUCAAGCUGGAGAGUUUGAUUAUUCUGGGGCUCAAGCUCUGAAGGCAUUGAGAGAAGAAGGAAUUCGAACAGUUCUCAUCAACCCAAACAUUGCUACAGUUCAAACCUCCAAAGGCUUUGCUGAUUUCACUUACUUCCUUCCAAUCACUAAAGAAUACGUUACCGAUGUGAUCAAGAAGGAGCGACCAACUGGAAUCUUGUGUACCUUUGGAGGUCAAACUGCUCUCAACUGCGCCAUCGACUUGUAUAAAGAUGGAAUUUUUGAGCAAUACGAUGUGCAGGUUCUUGGAACUCAAAUCAACACAAUUAUGAAAACAGAAGAUCGCGAUUUGUUCAAUCAAGAAAUUUCGGCUAUUGGAGAAAAGGUUGCACCAAGUAAAGCAGCGACGACCAUGGAAGGUGCCAUUGAAGCAGCUGAAGAGUUGGGUUAUCCAGUUCUUGUCAGAGCCGCAUAUGCUCUUGGUGGACUUGGAUCAGGAUUCGCUGACAACCGGGAAGAGCUCAUUGCAAUUGCUCAACAAGCUUUAGCACACUCAAAUCAGGUUCUUGUUGAUAAGAGUUUGAAAGGAUGGAAGGAAGUGGAAUAUGAAGUUGUUCGGGACGCUUACGAUAAUUGUAUUACCGUUUGCAACAUGGAAAAUGUGGAUCCACUUGGAAUUCAUACUGGUGAAAGUGUUGUUGUUGCACCAUCUCAAACUCUUUCUGACAGAGAAUACAAUGCUCUUAGAACAUGUGCAAUCAAAGUUAUUCGGCACUUGGGAAUUAUUGGAGAGUGUAAUAUUCAAUACGCUCUGGAUCCGUAUUCCUUGACUUAUUACAUUAUCGAAGUCAAUGCACGACUUUCUCGUUCUUCUGCUCUUGCCUCAAAAGCCACCGGAUACCCAUUGGCAUAUGUUGCUGCAAAGUUGGCAUUGGGACAACAUCUGCCAGUCAUCCGAAAUAGUGUCACUGGAACCACAACUGCAUGCUUUGAGCCAAGUUUGGACUAUUGUGUUGUGAAGAUUCCUCGUUGGGAUCUUGGAAAAUUCGCUCGUGUCAGCACACAAAUUGGAAGCUCUAUGAAAUCAGUUGGAGAAGUCAUGGGAAUCGGGAGAUGCUUUGAAGAGGCUCUUCAGAAGGCGUUGAGAAUGGUGUCCGAUCAUGCUGACGGUUUCUCUCCAUACACAUUCAGUCGUCCUACAACAGCUGAUGAUCUUUCAAAGCCUACAGAUAAGAGAAUGUUUGCAUUGGCACGUGGAAUGUAUUAUGGAGACUUUGAUGUUGAAAAAGCUCACGAGCUGACACGUAUUGAUCGUUGGUUCUUGUUCAGAAUGCAGAACAUCGUUGAUAUUUACCAUCGCCUCGAAAAGACUGACGUCAAUACAGUAUCUGCUGAACUGCUCCUGGAGGCGAAACAAGCAGGAUUCUCCGACAGACAAAUAGCAAAGAAAAUCGGAAGCAACGAAUACACAGUUCGCGAAGCUCGUUUCGUCAAAGGAAUCACUCCUUGCGUGAAGCAAAUUGACACAGUUGCUGGAGAAUGGCCUGCUCAGACAAACUACCUCUACACAACAUUCAAUGGAAUAGAGAAUGAUGUUUCAUUCAAUAUGAAGAACGCUGUGAUGGUUCUCGGAUCAGGAGUAUACCGAAUCGGUUCUUCAGUUGAAUUUGAUUCUUCUUGCGUUGGAUGCAUCAGAGAGUUGAAGGCUUUGGGAUACUCUACAAUCACCGUCAAUUGCAAUCCUGAAACUGUUUCUACGGAUUAUGAUAUUUGUGAUCGAUUGUAUUUUGAAGAGAUUUCUUUUGAAACCGUUCUCGACGUUUAUCAUUUGGAAAAACCAAAGGGAGUGAUUCUGGCAUUUGGAGGUCAAGCACCGAAUAACAUUGCGAUGAGCUUGAGCAGAGCUCAGGUGAAGAUCUUUGGAACUUCACCAAACGACAUUGAUAACGCAGAAGAUAGAUUCAAGUUCUCAAGAAAAUUGGAAUCUUUGAAAAUCAGCCAGCCACAAUGGAAGAAAAGCGAAAAUAUGGAAGAUGCUAAGAACUUCUGUGCUCAAGUUGGAUAUCCAUGCUUGAUCCGUCCUUCAUAUGUUUUAUCUGGUGCAGCAAUGAAUGUGGCUCACAACGCUGAAGACUUGGAAGUCUUUCUCAAGCAAGCUGCUGUGGUCGCCAAGGAGCAUCCAGUUGUUGUGAGCAAAUUUAUCAAUGAAGCGAAGGAAUUGGAUGUAGAUGCAGUUGCCCUUGAUGGAAAACUCGUUGUAAUGGCUGUCAGUGAACAUAUUGAAAAUGCAGGUGUUCAUUCGGGAGAUGCUACUCUUGUCACUCCAGCUCAGGAUAUGAACAAACUGACAUUGGAUAGAAUCAAGGAUAUCACUUUCAGAAUCGCUGAAGCAUUUAAUGUCAACGGACCUUUCAAUAUGCAGCUCAUUGCUAAAAAUAACGAACUCAAAGUUAUUGAAUGCAACUUGCGAGUAUCCAGAUCAUUCCCGUUCGUCUCAAAAACUCUCGAUUACGAUUUUGUGGCUUUGGCUACUCGUGCAAUGAUGGCUUCAGAUUCACCUGCAAUUCGAGCUACAAUCAAACCAACAGCCACCUUGCUCAAAGGAAAGGGAAGAGUCGGAGUGAAGGUUCCUCAAUUCUCUUUCUCAAGACUCGCUGGUGCCGAUGUGAUGCUUGGUGUCGAGAUGGCUUCAACUGGAGAAGUUGCUUGCUUCGGAACUUCAAGAUGCGAUGCCUACCUCAAAGCUUUACUCUCCACUGGUUUCGUUGUUCCAAAACAAAAUAUUUUCAUUUCCAUUGGAGGAUAUCACGCGAAGGCUGAGAUGCUCAAGUCUGUAGAAGCAUUGCUGAAGUUGGGAUACGAAUUGUAUGGAUCCAAAGGAACUGCCGACUAUUUCCAAUCGAAUAAGAUCAAUGUGAAGCCAGUCGAUUGGCCUUUUGAAGAAGGAUCGUCCGAUGAGAAAACUGCAAGUGGAACAAGAUCUGUAGUUGAAUUCCUCGAGAACAAAGAAUUCCACUUGGUCAUCAACCUACCGAUUCGUGGAUCAGGAGCAUACCGAGUCUCUGCCUUCCGCACUCAUGGUUACAAGACGAGAAGGAUGGCAAUUGACAAUGGAAUUCCCUUGAUAACUGAUAUUAAGUGUGCUAAGACCUUCAUUCAAGCCCUUGAAAUGGUUGGAAAACGUCCAACUAUGAAUUCAUUGGUCGAUUGUGUGACUUCCAAGAGUUUGAAGCGUUUGCCAGGAAUGGUUGAUAUUCAUGUACAUGUUAGAGAACCAGGAGCAACACACAAAGAAGAUUGGGCAACUUGUUCAAAGGCUGCACUAGCUGGAGGUGUUACUACAAUUUUGGCAAUGCCAAACACUUCUCCUGUUCUUGUGGAUACUGAUUCCUUCUAUCAAACGGAACAGUUGGCUUCUGCAAAAUCGGUCGUCGACUACGCCCUCUACAUCGGAGCUACUCCAAACAAUUCGAAGUUUGCAGCGGAGUUUGCUGACAAAGCCGCUGGCUUGAAGAUGUAUCUCAAUGAGACAUUCAGUACUCUGAAGAUGGAUAAUAUUUCAGACUGGGCUAAGCACCUGAGUGCCUUCCCUGCUAAUCGUCCGAUCGUCUGUCACGCCGAGAAGCAAACACUUGCCGCCAUUCUUUGUAUGGCUCAGAUGGCGAAUAGAGCAGUUCACAUUGCCCACGUCGCUACGGCUGAUGAGAUUAAUCUCGUCAAGGAAGCUAAACAAAGAGGAUGGAAUGUUACCUGUGAAGUCUGCCCACAUCAUCUUUUCCUCAUUGAAGAAGAUCUUCCUGAUGGAAUUCGUGAAGUUCGUCCACGUCUCGUAAAACCAGAAGAUCGUCAGGCUCUUUGGGACAACAUGGAAUACAUUGAUUGUUUUGCAACUGAUCAUGCACCUCAUACGUGGGCUGAGAAGACUGGAAAAGAUGGGAAAAUUCCACCAGGCUUCCCUGGAGUUGAGUACAUGCUCCCACUUCUUCUUACAGCUGUGCAUGAUGGUAAAUUGACCAUGAAGGAACUCACUGAUCGUAUGUCCACCAAUCCUCGUCGAAUUUUCAACUUGCCUCCACAAGAUGAUACCUACAUUGAGGUUGAUUUGAACGAAGAAUGGACAAUUCCAGAGAAUGGAGGACAGAGCAAAGCUGGAUGGACUCCAUUUGCUGGUAGAAAAGUGUUUGGAAAAGUGCACAAUGUGAUCAUCAGAGGAGAAGAAGCUGUUAUUGAUGGAAGAAUCGUUGCAAUUCCAGGAUUCGGAAAGAAUGUCCGUCUUUAUCCACACUCUGGAACUGCUCAUCGUGGAGAUUCAGACUUCGAUCAAAUCUUGGAACCAAUUCCUCAACAAAUGAUUGAAAGUUCUUCAGAUGAACAAAGUCCACUUCAUACUCCACCUAGAGCUCAUACGCCGAUUGCAUUCCCUGGAGAGCUUCUUGCCAAGAAUUGUAUCAGUGUGAAGCAUCUUGAUAAGGGCCAGAUCAAUCGUAUUUUCGAGUUGGCGGACCGAUACAAGCACGAUGUCGAAAAGGGCCACCCAUUGACACAUAUUCUGAAUGGAAAAGUAUUGGUCAAUCUAUUCUACGAAGUGUCAACAAGAACAUCUUGCUCGUUCUCUGCAGCCAUGCAACGUCUUGGAGGAUCUGUCAUCUCUGUUGAUAGUCAAUCAUCUUCAGUUCAAAAGGGAGAAACUUUGGAAGACACAGUGCAGGUUUUGGGAAGUUACGGAGAUAUUCUGGUUCUGAGAAGUAAUGAGAAUGGAGCUGCUGAUAGAGCUGCUCGAGUUUGCGAUCAACCGGUCAUCAAUGGAGGUGAUGGAACUGGUGAACAUCCAACUCAAGCUCUUCUCGAUGUGUACACUAUUCGACAAGAAAUGGGAACAGUCAAUGGACUUACCAUCGCUUUGGUUGGAGAUUUGAAGAAUGGAAGAACGGUUCACUCAUUGGCUAAACUUUUAUGUUUGUAUAAGGACAUCACCCUUCACUACGUUGCUCCGAGUACCGAACUUGAAAUGCCACAGGAAGUCUUGGACUACGUCUCGUCGAAGUCGAAUUUUGUUCAGAAGAAGUUCACCAGUCUGGCUGAAGGAAUCAAUCAUGUCGACGUUGUCUACGUGACAAGAAUUCAAAAAGAACGAUUCUCAUCUCCAGAUGAAUACAAUAAGGUGAAAGGAAGCUACGUAAUCAAUGCGAAACUUCUCAAUGAGGCCGCCAGAGAUGUCGAGGAACCAUCGAGUCUGUUGGUUCCAGCUCGUUCUCUUCCAAUCGUCAUGCAUCCAUUGCCUCGUGUGGAUGAGAUUGCUGUUGAACUGGAUCAUGAUGAAAGAGCCGCCUACUUCAGACAAGCAAAGAAUGGGGUCUUCGUUCGUAUGUCUAUUCUAUCCCUUCUUCUUGGAAGAGGGCAUCUUUAAAUUUAUUGCUAAUCAGUUCAUUUAUUUUGUUUUCAAAAGUUGAUCACUUUCCUUUGAUUGUUCUUACUCUUAAAUUAACAUUGUUUUCGCUCAUCUUAAUCAUCUGUUGUGUUUGUUCAUAUAGUCACCUUCAUCCCAACCCCUACUAUUGCAAUAUUUCUUUUGUUUUAUCCUUUUUUUUCACUUUUAUUUCAGGCUUCUCAGUUUCUGUUCACCCGCCCCUGCCUUAAUUUUCCUUCCGAGUUUUCAUUAUUUACUUUUUUGUUCCAUUGUUCAAAUUUUCAUCAAGUUUUCUUUAUUUUUAAAUAC
Caenorhabditis elegans is the source of this 6931-nucleotide messenger RNA. RefSeq names its product Glutamine-dependent carbamoyl-phosphate synthase (gene pyr-1). The record is from RefSeq and is marked reviewed. Lineage: Eukaryota; Metazoa; Nematoda; Chromadorea; Rhabditida; Rhabditidae. Gene Ontology annotation, biological process: L-glutamine metabolic process; 'de novo' pyrimidine nucleobase biosynthetic process; pyrimidine nucleobase biosynthetic process. Gene Ontology annotation, molecular function: glutaminase activity; carbamoyl-phosphate synthase (ammonia) activity; metal ion binding.